UCGAUUUUCUAUGAAUCUGCUAUAAAGAAAACCAAAACAUCAAGACGGCCGUUUUUCAUCGUCGUGAACCGAGUCGCACAGUAUAAUUUGCUUUUCCCGCAUUAAACACUCCCGAAUCUCGACUCGCGGCUCAUGCACUGUCACUUCUUUCUUUUCACAACUUUUACUUUCUGUUUCUCUCUCUAUUUCCGUCUUUCAAAAUUCUAGGGAAACCCUAAGGAUACAAAAAUGAGUGUAUCUAGGGUUUCAUCAGAUCAAAUCUAUGGUGCUCAACGAUCCGGGGCGGGUACUAUUAAGAGGAUCCGGUUAGAGAACUUCAUGUGCCAUAGCAGUCUCGAAAUCGAACUCGGCGAGUGGGUUAAUUUCAUCGCCGGUCAAAAUGGAAGCGGUAAGAGUGCAAUACUGACAGCUUUAUGUAUUGCGUUUGGAUCCCGCGCUAAAGAUACUCAAAGGGCUUCUAAAUUGAAAGAAUUUAUAAAAACUGGUUGCAGUUAUGCUAUAGUGCAAGUGGAAAUUAAAAAUGAAGGAGUGGAUGCUUUUAAGCCAGAGAUAUAUGGUGAUACCAUAAUUAUAGAACGCAGGAUUUCUGACUCUACUAGCUCCACUGUUUUGAAGGAUCGUCAAGGUAAAAAAGUUGCUAGUCGCAAAGAGGACCUUCGUGAGCUGGUUGAACAUUUCAAUAUUGAUGUUGAGAAUCCAUGUGUUAUUAUGAGCCAAGACAAAAGCAGGGAGUUUUUGCACUCUGGGAAUGACAAAGAUAAAUUCAAGUUCUUUUUUAAGGCUACGCUUCUUCAACAAGUUGAUGAGCUUUUACAAAGUAUUAUCAAACAAUUGAAGGAUGCAUAUGCUCUUGUUGACGAAUUGGAGAAUUUGAUAAGACCAAUACAGCUUGAACUGAGUGAGCUGCAAGAAAAGAUUGAAAACAUAAAGCGUGUAGAACAGAUAUCACAAGAGGUGCAGCUGCUAAAGAAAAAGCUUGCUUGGUCAUGGGUGUAUGAUGUGGAUGGGCAAUUGCAGAGGCAAAGGGAGAAAAUUGAAAAGUUGAAAGAACGCAUACCCACUUGCCAAGCUAAAAUUGAUUCAGCAUUAGAUAAGUUGGUGAAGUUGCAGGAACUCUUUUCAAAGAAGAAAGAUCAAGUUGCAGCUUUAGUGGAAAAAACAUCUGAAGUGAGGAGAAGGAAAGAUGAAUUGUGGGAUGCUUUUUGUUUGGCAACAAAAGAAAAGCUUGAACUUGAAGAAGAGCAUGGCCGCAACAGUAAGCAAAUUCAUAAGAUGCGGAAUGAUGUCAGGAUGCUUGAAGAACAAGCCCAUGAUAUUCAGGAGAAACAUAUUAGAAAUACGCAGGCUGAAGAAUCAGAAAUAGAGGAACAUAUUAAGGAACUAGAAUAUGCUGUUGAUCAUGUCAAAUCAAUACUCUCUAGUUUGAAGGAUGACGAGAAUACUUUGUCAGAACAUGUUUCAGCGGAAAUGGAUGCAAUGAAGAAGAUAAAUGAUGAGAUUAAAUGCUAUGAAAAGAAGCAACAUGAGAUUGAUCAUCAAAUUCAUGAGCUUCGUCUACAUCAAACCAACAGGGUUACAGCUUUUGGAGGGGAUGGAGUGCUUCGCCUUCUACGUGCAAUUGAGAGACGUCAUCGCCAAUUCACUAUGCCACCUAUUGGUCCUAUUGGUGCUCAUGUGUUUUAUGAUUAUGCCCUGCAGACAUUGGUCGAUGGUGAUACAUGGGCUCCUGCUGUUGAACAAGCCAUUGGGAAGUUGCUCAAUGCUUUCAUUGUGACAAAUUCUAAGGAUGCUUCUGCUCUUAGAGAAUGUGCAAAAGAGGCAAGAUAUAACUACUUUCCAAUUGUCAUACACAAGUUUUCAAGACCAAGGUUGAUUAUACCAAAUCACUUGCUUCCCCAGACGAACCACCCGACUACUCUAUCUGUUAUACAUUCUGAUAAUCCUACUGUUUUUAAUGUUCUAGUAGAUUCGGGUAAAGCUGAGAGGCAAGUUCUUGUUAAAGAUUACAAUGUGGGAAGAGCAGUUGCAUUUGAUCAAAGAAUACCGAAUUUGACAGAGGUUUUUACCUUAGAUGGGUUUAGAAUGUUUUCACGUGGUUCAGUCCAGACAAUUCUUCCCUCAAAUAAAAGGCUUAGUAUUGGCCACCUUUGUGGUUCUUUUGGUGAUCAAAUUAAGGAGUUUGAAAGACAUGCGUCAAAUGUUCAACAAGAAAUUGAAAAAUGCAAGAGUAGAAAGAGGCAGUCAGAGAAAAAGCUUCAGGAUUUUGGCAGCAGGCUAAUUAAUUUAAAGAGAAGGCGCUUGGGUGUAGAGCGUGAUUUCACAGCUAAGAGCUUGAAACUGCAGGAUGUGCAGAAUUUGCUUGUUGUUGACGCCAGUGUGUUGCCUGAGUCAACUACUAAUGAACUUUAUCAAGAAAUUUCAGAUGUUAAAAUGGAGAUCCAGGGGAAGGAAGCACUGCUAGAAACACUCCGAGAGCGGAUGAAGGAAGCAGAAGAAAAGGCCACAACUCUUAAGUUAUCAUUAGAGAAUUUAGGGGAAUCAACAAAAGGGGAGAUUGAAGCCUUUCAGAAAGCAGAGGAGGAGCUAACAGAGAUAGAGAAAGAAAUAAAUCAUGCUGAAGCGAGUAGGGUCCAUUAUGAAAAUGUAAUGAACAACAAGGUUCUUCCUCCUAUCAAGGAGGCGGAAGCACAAUAUCCGGAUCUUGAAAACAGUCGUAAGGAGAGUUAUAGAAAGGCUUCUGUUAUUUGUCCUGAGAGUGAAAUUAAAGCUUUAGAAGGUUGGGAUGGAAGCACAACUGAGCAACUAAGUGCCAAAUUAAAGAUACUGAAUCAGAGACUCAUGCAUGAGAGCCAUCGGUAUGGGUAUUCGGAAUCCAUUGAUGAUCUUAGGAUGUUGUAUCAGGAGAAAAAACAUAGGAUUUCAAGGAAACUGGAAACAUAUAAAGCUUUUCGGGAAAGAUUAGAUGCUUGUCAGAAAGCUCUAGACUUGCGUUGGAAAAAGUUUCAACGCAAUGCAUCUCUUCUGAGACGCGAGUUGACUUGGCAAUUUAAUGGCCAUUUGGGAAAGAAAGGUAUCAGUGGACAUAUUAAGGUUAGUUAUGAAGAAAAGACCCUUUCAGUGGAGGUUAAAAUGCCUCAAGACGCGUCAAGCAGCAUUGUUCGUGAUACAAGAGGACUUUCAGGAGGUGAGCGUUCCUUCUCGACAUUAUGCUUUGCGCUGGCUCUUCAUGAUAUGACUGAAGCCCCAUUUCGAGCUAUGGAUGAGUUUGAUGUGUUUAUGGAUGCAGUUAGCCGAAAAAUCAGCUUGGACACUUUAGUCGAGUUUGCACUGGCUCAAGGAUCCCAAUGGAUAUUUAUCACACCUCAUGAUAUCAGCAUGGUGAAGCAUGGAGAGAGGAUAAAGAAACAGCAGAUGGCUGCUCCCCGAUCUUGAUUGUGGUGCAAUUAGGCAAAAACAGACGCAGCUGCCAACUAAAUCUUAAAAAUCUAUCACAGGUGAAGUUAAUUGAAUAUCCCAGGACAGAAGACAAAAGGGAAAGGAGUUUAGUUGUGUGCCAAUAUAUUUUUGCCUGUGAUUUGUUUUUUUUUUUCAAGUUUCUCUUUUAGGUUAUUCAUUUCACGCGGAUGAUCACUCCGGCAGACAGCUCAGUAGACUUUAUGACUUUGAGAAGUUUGAUAAUGAAUACAGCAAUCUGUAAGUUUUUCCUAAAGAUUGCUAAGAAUGCCGGGCAGCCUGUCUUCUUUGUUGGUUGUAUUAUGUACUUGUGAUUCAAAAUGUUCAUUUUUAUUAAGUAGUUAUCUACCUUUAUUUGUCAGAAGAAUUCUUCAUUUUCAAAAUUUUUUUAAAUUUUUAAUAUUUGCUUAUAAUAUCAGGUUCGCUCAAGAUUUUUACAUGUAAUGUUUUGAGUAAUGAAAUUGUUUGAUUAAAAAAAUCAUUCUCGAGCCAACAUUAAUGCAAAAUUUUGGUAUUUAUGGUGGAAGUUUAUCUUAGAUUAUG
Messenger RNA from Durio zibethinus, 3996 nucleotides. Its product is annotated as structural maintenance of chromosomes protein 6B-like. The record is from RefSeq and is a predicted model, not a curated record. Gene Ontology annotation, molecular function: protein binding; single-stranded DNA binding; ATP binding. Gene Ontology annotation, biological process: double-strand break repair via homologous recombination; chromosome organization. Lineage: Eukaryota; Viridiplantae; Streptophyta; Magnoliopsida; Malvales; Malvaceae. Gene Ontology annotation, cellular component: chromosome; Smc5-Smc6 complex; site of double-strand break.